This is a messenger RNA of Arxiozyma heterogenica, 2592 nucleotides long. It is a transcript of the gene SEC10, whose product is annotated as exocyst subunit SEC10. Gene Ontology annotation, cellular component: exocyst; cytoplasm. NCBI's taxonomy places the organism in Eukaryota, Fungi, Ascomycota, Saccharomycetes, Saccharomycetales, Saccharomycetaceae. Gene Ontology annotation, biological process: exocytosis; Golgi to plasma membrane transport. Bases 1 to 2592 code for a protein of 863 amino acids. The record is from RefSeq and is a predicted model, not a curated record. The transcript has a single exon.
AUGAAUUCCUUAUAUGAAUUAGAUAGUAAAUGGAAAAAAUUGUUGACUAGAGAUAAUUUACUCGGUGGGCUAACUGUUAACGAGUUUGUUGAACAGUUAGGGAAGGAUCAUACGUUAAGAGUGCCAACCAAAGGUUUAGUCAGUAAUCCAAGUAACAUUAAUGAUCAUGGUUAUGGAGCGGUUGGUACAUGGGAUCCUAAACCUUAUGUUAGAACAUUCGAAUCUAUUUUAAAAGAAUUAGCAAAACUGCAACAUGAAAGUGAAGCUAUUAAAAGUAAAUUAGGUAGCGAGGUCCUCGAACAAGAAUUAAAACAUUCAUAUGCAAUUAAAGAACUACAAUCGAGGUUAAAUGAAAUAACAACUGAAUAUGUAUCAUUAGAUUCAAAAUUGGCAUCAGUUACUAAGGGAGUUAAACCUUUAGGGGAUAAAUUAGAAAAAUCAAUUAGACAAAAGAAACAAUAUACUAAAUCUGUAGAAUUGGUCAAUAUUUAUAAUGAAUUUCUGGAGACCAAUGAUAGUUCUCCGACUUUAGCAGCAUUAUUAAAGUCUCCACAUUUUGGAAAUCAAUUGAAUGCAGCUGCAAUUAUGAAGUCUUUGAUAGCAUUAGCCAAAAAGAUUGAAACACAGUCUAUCCCUAAAACUAUUGAUGCAACAAAGAGAAUUGAAUCUAUUGCAGAAUCAAUGGAAAACAAAUGGUUAGAAGAGUUUAAUCAUGCAUAUCGUGAUAGUGAUUUUACUAAAUUAAAUGAAAUCGCUAUUAUUUUAAACAAGUUUAAUGCAGGUGUUAAUGUUAUCUCAAAUUUCAUCAAUCAACAUGAAUUUUUUGUUGAACAAAAUCAGUUUGAUAUUAAUGAUGAAAAUGGAACAGAAAAAUUUGACUUUGAUCAAAAUCUUUUAAAUCCUGAUUACCAUUAUGUUAUUUACGAUAAAAAAGUUAUGAUACCGUUAUUAAGUGAAAUUGCUUCCGUAAUUGAGAAGGAAUCACGUAUUGUAAUACAAGUCUUUGAUAAAAAGGCCAUACAAGUUUUACAGUUAUUUAUUCAACGGAUAUUUGUUCAAAAGUUAGAACCAAAAAUAAACCAUAUUCUGGUCAAUUCCUUAAAUUGGUCAAAUCUUUUAUAUAUAAGAAAUUUACAUUCCUUACACUCUUUGAUGGGUCAAUUUAUAAAGGACUUGUCUACUUUUUUCCAAGAUGGACUGAUUAGUAACGGCAAUGGUGAGAUUAUUUCAACUCUGGAACAAUGUUACUCUGAUCUUUUCUCCAAUUAUCUAUAUGAUAGAUCAAGAUAUUUCGAUUUGGAAAAGCAAAAUUUAGAAUCAAUACUAAUUGGAAAAGCUAAAAAAUUGAAUACUAGUUUUAGUAAAGAAAUAACACCUAGAGCAUUAAACAUAAAAUUAAAUAAGAUGAUAGAGAAUGGGGAAGAUAUGACUGACUUUAUGAAUAUUAAUGAAAUUGGUGUCUCUAAUGAUAUUAUCAAUGGUGUUGGCAGUCACAAUAAGAAUAUGAAUCUUGGACAUAAGUUUUUUAAUGAUGGAAUAUUUAAUAAUAAACUAUCUCAAUAUAAGAAUGUUAUUAAAAGGAGGCUGGAUUUUGAUAACUCUACAAUAAAGGAUACAGGUGAGGAUAAGGUACCGGAAUCAUUGUCCUUGUCUUCAAAAGAUCAAUUUGAAUUAUUUGAUCUAGAAAAUGUUGAUGCAAUGUUAAAAUGUGUUGUUGAGGCAGUUGCAAGGAUCAUGGAAUUAAUACCAAAUAAGGCAAGUGAAUAUACAUUAGAAUUGUUGGAGGUUAUGUUUAUUGGAAUUAUUGGAUCAUAUAUUGACUCAGGUUUAGAAAUUGCAUACUAUAAAUUGAUAAAUUCUGAUACUAAUUACGAUUCUCUAGAUUUAUUAAGUUUAGAUUACAUUUCCAAAUCGACAGAGAUGUUAAACUAUCUCUCAAUUUCAAUAAAAUCAGUAUUUUUACCAUUAUUGAAAAAUUCACCUAAAAAUAAACAGUUAAUAAUUGAAUUAACCAAUAUUAAUAUAAAAAAAAGCGAAAUAUCUAUUAAUAUAAUUAUGGCUAAAUUGGUUGAUAUGAUAACUGAGUGUUUUUCUACAUCUUUAGCAAAACAGACCAGAAAGGAUUUUAUUCCAAAGACUCAAGAUUUGAUUGAUCAUGAUACGGUACCGGCUAUUGAAAUCGUAAAUUUCUUAAAUAAAAUUCAUUCACAAGCCAACAAUUUUUUGAAACCAAAGAAUUUGAAUAAAUUUCUUAUAAAGAUUGGGGAAAUUCUAUAUAAUAUGUUAUUAGUACAUUAUAGUAAAUUUCCUGUUAAUUCUAUAGGUGGAAUUAUUGUUACCAAAGAUAUUAUUGGUUAUUUAAACAUAAUCGAAUUGUGGAAUAUUCAAUAUUUAGUAGAUAAAUUUUCAACAUUAAGAGAGUUGGCUAAUCUUUUCACUGUGAAAUCAGAUUUAUUAGAAUCUUUGACGAUGGAAGGUCAUUUAUUAGAUGUAGAUAGUAAAAUUAUCAAUGCAUAUAUUGCCAAUAGACAAGACUCCAUUUCGGAUAAUUUUAUUUCUACUGUCAAAAAUAACAUUAAACAGUACACAUAG